AUGAAAGAACCUUUUCUAGUAAGAUUAGUGGUCUUGAACAAUCUCGCUAUUGAAUAUUAGGAGGAGGAAAUGAAAUUACCAUUAAAAAAAAUUAAUUAGAUGUAUACAAUCACAAAAGAGCGAUUUAUUAGAUUUUUAUAGAAAAAGUGUUAAAUAUAGUCAUUAGAUUCUAAAUAAAUAAAUUUUGGUAUUUUCAAAAAUAAUUAUGAUAGAAUUUUUCGACAGAUCUUAAUGUAAAUAUAAAUAAGAAAAAUAAGUAUUUGAUGCUAAUAAUAAUUUUUUCAGUUUUCACCAAGAAUUUUUUGGAAAGCCUGAGACUUUGGAGAUAAAGUUAAUUUUUGAAAUAAAUUAUUGGAACAUAAGAGGAUUGGAUAUUGAUUUAUUAGAAUGUGAAGAGAAAAAUGAAAAAUUGAAUUAGGAGUAAUAGAAAUUAAUGAACGAAUUAGAAAAAUAAAAGUAGUUAUUUCAAGAAAUGAAGGAAGAUUUAAAUGAUAUAUAUGAUUUAGCUAAAGAGCAAAUAAAAAUUAAAAAAAAGAAAGAAGUUGAUAUUGUUGUACUUUAUAGCAGUCCCUUAAUUUAAUUGGAUAAUACUAUAUAAGAAGCAUAAUUUAUAGAUUAUGAGAGUGAAAUAAAGAAUAUAGAAGUAGAAAUUAAAAGUUCAGGCAAAGAAAUAGAUUAUGAGAUUUUAUUAGCUACAAGAGAUAAUUUAGAUGAAGCAAUGAAUUGGAAUCCAUAAAUAUUACAUUUAAUAAUUAAUGGAGAUUAUGAUUUGAAUUCUGGUUAUUAUUUUGAAAUAUAAGAGGGUAGUUUAGUAGAAAAAUUAUCUUUGGAUGGUCUUAUUUAAAUAAUGUCAUAUCAUUAAAGAAAACUAAAACGUUUAAGAUUGAUUUGUAUAAGUUCAAUGAUAGCAAAAGAUAUUAUAUAGGUUCCAUAAGCAAAUGAUAAUAAUCCAUAUUUAAUUGAAAAUAUAUAAAACUUUGCAUCUGUAACAUUUGUAGGAUAAGUAAAACUAUUUAAUAGUGAUGAUAAUUUAGGAAACUAAUUUUGGAAAUAUUUUUAUAAAUAAUUGAUUCAAAAUAAAAAUUUUAAAGAUUCAUAUGAAAAUGCAAAGAAAAAUGUAGAUGAAUUAUUUAAAAAUUGUUUAAAAGAAAAUCCAACAAGUGUUAAAAUAUGUUGUUGCUUUCAUGAACAUGAUUAAGAAUGUUUGAAAGAUCCUAUUAAGAUUGGAUAUACAAGAUCUCAUUCAUCACAUUUAAAAUGUUCAAGAUAAAGAUUUAAUCAUUUUUGUGGGAAAUAAUAUAAAAGUGUAGAAUAAUGUGAUAAAGGUUGUUUAGGAUAAAUUUAUCAUGAUAAUGAAGAUGAAUAAUGUUAAAUUAUUGAACAUAAUUGUAAUAAUUAUGAUUCUAGAUUUGAUGAAAUUUCAAUUAGUCUUAAUCUUAAAAAUAAUCAAACUUUGAGUAGUGAAAUUUUAAGUAUAAAUAUACCAAUUGGUUUAUAAAUAUUAAAUAAAGAAAAAGAAAAAAAUAUAUGUUGUUGUUUUGAAUAUCAUGUAUUUCAAAAUAAACUUAAUGAUAGUUAACAAAUCAGUUAAAAUAAAUAUCAUAUAAAAUAACAUCAUCUCUCACAAAAGUUUAUAAUACGAUUAGCUGAAGGAUAAAAUUAAUUAGAUAUGAGAGAAUUAUUAAGUUUUGAAUAAAAAAAUAAUUACUUAUAAAUUAAUAAAUAAAUCAUCAUUAUUCAUAGUUAGGAUUGCUCUCAAGAUAAUUUUAGUCUUUUAAAAUAGAUAUUAAAAAAAUACUUUGAAGUAAAUCAUAUUUUUAAUAAUAGAAAUAUUCUACAAAUAAAAAUUUGGAUCUUAUAACAUUUUCCAAUGAAGAUCAACAUUAAACAAUUUAAGAAUUGAUGCAAAAUAUUAAUUAAUUUUUUGAUAAACAUUUAUCAGAUGAUAAAACAUUUAAAAUUAUAAGUCUUUAAAAGAUUGAUAAUUAUUGUAAAGAUGAAUAAUUCAAAUAAUUUUAUGAAAAUUUACUUGAAAAAUUCUAAUCUAAAGAAAAUCUAAUAAUUAUAUUUGAAGUUAGUUAUAACAAUAUAAUAUAUCUAAAAUAAUCUAGUCUAGAAGACUUUUUUCAAUUAAUUAAUUAUGAUGAAAUCAAAGCAUAGCUAAUAAAAUAAAAAUGUGAAAAAUUAUGA
This is a messenger RNA of Paramecium pentaurelia, 2190 nucleotides long. NCBI's taxonomy places the organism in Eukaryota, Ciliophora, Oligohymenophorea, Peniculida, Parameciidae. The record is from the annotation of a GenBank genome assembly.